Molecule: messenger RNA, 3367 nt
Organism: Uloborus diversus
Lineage: Eukaryota; Metazoa; Arthropoda; Arachnida; Araneae; Uloboridae
Product: zinc finger protein 271-like
Exons: 7
Coding region: 1-3096 (1031 amino acids)
Source: RefSeq, a predicted model, not a curated record
AUGGCGGACCAUUGCCUUAUCCGGUGGAAAGGUGAAAACUGCUGGGAUGUUAUUCCAUUUACGGAGGUCCGAAAUUUAGAUGGCAGUAAUAUUCAAGCUGCAAAUGAUGACCUGAUUAGCUGUGAUGUUGAAGUCAAAUUUCAAGACAGUUUUCACACAGCCACAGUUUUAGAUAUUGGAAAGAGUAAAGAUUUGGAGAAGAAAUGCAAUCAGCUAGUGCAAGAAUUUGAAAAAGAAGUGGGACCUAAGAGAAAACCGGUUCCUAAUAGAAAGUUUUUGGAUGAAUCGGAAACUGCUGGUAGCAUAGAGCUAAAAUCAAUUCCAGAGAGCAGAACAAAAAAGUUGCACGUUGCAAACUACAAAACAUCGUACAGUUUAAUGGUCAUUUUGGCUGUAGCUGGUGUGAGCACGAUGUCUGUUCAUUUUGUUGGUGGACAACAAGUUACACUGCACACGGGAAUCAUGUAUUUCAGAGAUUCAGAUGGAAACCUAAAUUCAAAAUCUUUUUGCACUGCUUCAGAAUCUCUUAGGCAUGAUGCUGCAGCAAUUUGGGCUCACAUUCAUCCAAUAAUCAAGCAACAUCUACAAGAACAUCCUAAUAUCACAACAUUUCACGGUUUAAGUGACAGUCCUACUAGUCAAUAUAGAAAUCGAACCAUGUUUACCAUCCUUCGUAAAAGUUUGAAAGAAGAUUUCCCUUCAAUCAAAGAACUUACCUGGAAUUUCACCGAAGCUGGGCACGAAUUUGAACCUGCUGUGACAACAGCGGCUUAUGCCACAUCUAGUUCCGAAAUUCAUGAUGCCGACACCCAACCUAUUGCUGGUCCUUCUAAUGCCUCCGAUAUCCAACCUGUUGCUGGUCCAUCUAAUGCCCCCGAUAUCCUGGUACUCCCUUUAGCUCCCCCAAAGGUAGUCGUAAAAGAAUAUAAUGAAGAAAGUCAAGAUAGUGAAAUGGAACAUUCUGAUGAAGAAAUUAUCCAUUUUGAUUUAAAGGAAAAUGACUGGGUGAUUGUGCACUUUAAAAUUCAUUUGGAAACUCACACGGAAAAGGCAUCUUUUACUUGUGAAUAUUGUGAUGAGACCUUUAGCUCAGAAGAAGACUGUUUGAUGCAUUCGAAAAGUCAUGUAAAAAAUGAGUCUUUUCCUUGUGAAUACUGCUCUGAAACUUUUGUCCUGGAAGAAAACUUGAAGAGUCAUUUGCAAAUCCAUUCUAAAGGUGAAUCUUUUACUUGUGAGCAUUGUGCUGAAAAUUUUAGUUCAGAGAAAAACUAUGAAAUACAUUUAGAAAGUCACACAAAGGAGAAACCUUUUGCUUGUGAUCAUUGCACUGAAACCUUUAGUCUCGAAAGAAACUUAGAGAUUCAUUUGCAAACCCAUUCUGAAAGUGAAUGUUUUCCGUGUGAGCAUUGUGGGGAGACUUUUGAUUCGGAGGAAAACUGCAAGAUGCAUUUGGAAAGUCACAUAAAGGAGAAACCUUUUCCUCAUGAUCACUGCACUGAAACUUCUAGUCUUGAAGUAAACUAUGAGAAUAACUUGCAAACCCAUUCUGAAAGUGAAUGUUUUACGUGUGAGCAUUGUGGGGAGACUUUUGAUUCGGAGGAAAGCUGCAAGAUGCAUUUGGAAAGUCUCAUCAAGGAAAAACGUUAUUCUUGUGAUUAUUGCACUGAAACUUUUAGUUUUGAAGAAAACUUUAAGACUCAUUUGCAAACCCAUCCUGAAAGUGAAUGUUUUACGUGUGAGGACUGUGGUGAGACGUUUGAUUCAACGGAAAGUUGCAAAUUACAUCUGGAAAGUCACUUGAAGGAGAAACCUUUUUCUUGCCACUAUUGCACUGAAACCUUUAGUUUUGAAGAAAACUUGAAGAAUCAUUUGAUAUCCCAUUCUGAAAGUGAACUUUUUACCUGUGAGCACUGUGCUGAGACCUUUACUGUGGAAGAAGAUUUGAAAACUCAUUUGCAAAUGCACGAAGUUAUGUGUGGAUACUGUAAUGAAACGUUUUAUUCGGAAGAAAGUUUAAAUGAUCACUUGAUAGUUCACGCAGAUGAUAAACUUUUUACUUGUGGACAUUGCGCCGAGGCUUUUUAUACGGAAGAAACUUGGAAAGAACAUUUGUACACGCACAGCGAGGACACGACGUCAUCACUUACUUGUGAGUACUGUAAAAAAAUUCUCCCUAAUGAAAAAAAGUUGGAAGUGCAUUUGAGAAUGCACAGGGGAGAAAAACCUUACGCCUGCAUGAUUUGUGACAAAACUUUCACAUCGGCCGGAUACCUGAAAGUGCACUUGAAUACUCAUCGCAGGGAGCGGACAUAUGCUUGCGAGUACUGUGCUAAAUCUUAUGUCACUAGUCGAGCUCUUCUAACCCACAUGAGAACGCACACCGGAGGAGGUCAACCCAAAAAAGUGUCGACCUAUUUGUGCUCAAUUUGCCUGAAGGACUUCACUCAAAUGUCAAGCCUCAGAGCACAUUUGAAAAUUCACACGGACGACAAGCCGUUCAAGUGCGAAUGUUGCGAGAAAGCCUUUAUCAAUCGAGAAGACCUUAAACGCCAUUUGAGGGUUCACACGGGGGAAAGACCCUACGUCUGCAGAUUCUGUGAUAAGUCGUUCAGUCGUCCUGGUGGCCUGAGCAGACAUGAGCGGGUGCAUACGGGAGAAAAGCCUUUUCGCUGCAAGUAUUGUGGCAAAGGCUUCAUCCAGGCUGUGCACAUGGAGUCUCACAUUGUCAUUCAUACGGGAGUGAAACCCCACGUGUGUGAACACUGCGAAAAAUCAUACGCCAGGAAAGAAAGUUUGAAGGUGCAUUUGAGAACUCACACGGGCGAGAGGCCCUUCCCGUGUGAGACUUGUAAUAAAAGGUUUUAUACGAAAGUGCAUUUGGAAGCACACAUGAACAUCCAUAGCGAUGACAGGUAUUAUUGUGACGAGUGCGACCGACCGUUUGUGUUUAAGUACCAACUCAAAAAUCACUUGAGAUAUCAUACAGGCGAGACGCCGUUUCAGUGUGAAUAUUGCGAAGAGGCAUUUACUCAAAAACACCUGCUCAAGUCUCAUUUAAAAAUCCACCAAGAGGAAGUGCUUUCGAUGGAAUGUUAAACAUUUCAACUACAGCAAAGUAGAUCAAUGUUAAAUUUUUGUUUGUCCUUCCCAAAAUGUUGCAAGGACAAUUUCUACUUUUCUUAAGCUUGCUUUUAAAGUUGACUGACCAGGUGUCCCACAUUAUGUAGUAGUCUUUUAGACUGAAAAAUUUUAGUUUCCUGGAUUCAGUGAUCAUAUUAUUUUUGGCUUUGACUUUAAACACAUUUGCAAGAAUCUGUUGAAUAAUUAUGUGAUGCUUAGUAUUUGACUGACACAUUUUUCACAUGAA